Molecule: messenger RNA, 1341 nt
Organism: Sinocyclocheilus anshuiensis
Lineage: Eukaryota; Metazoa; Chordata; Actinopteri; Cypriniformes; Cyprinidae
Product: mesoderm induction early response protein 2-like
Exons: 12
Coding region: 68-1294 (408 amino acids)
Biological process (GO): negative regulation of transcription by RNA polymerase II
Cellular component (GO): nucleoplasm
Molecular function (GO): histone deacetylase binding; transcription corepressor activity
Source: RefSeq, a predicted model, not a curated record
UAGGAGGUCUACACAACAUCCGGGCAUUCCACCGCUUGCGCAGAAUCGGAAUGGCGGAGCUGUGCGAAUGGGCUCCAAGGACCACCGGCUCGGUCGUGUAGACAUUUUCCACCAGGGCUAUGUGGGGCCGCUGGAGGCCCUUCCCCGGGCAACCACGUUCCUAGAGGAGCAGGACAGGAGCCUGGAGGCCCUGCGGAGGCAGGCGAUAAAGAUGGCAACCAAGUCCCAUGCAGGUGGUGAGAUGCCCCUAGAGCAACUGCUGGCACUUUAUGGGUACAACAUGCCUGAUCCUGUCCUGCAACAACAACAGGAGCCGAAUGAGCUGGCAGCCAGUCUGCCUGAAAUGACACUGGACAAGGUUCAGAUAGGUAAAGCUCUACUCUCAGGAGGGGAGGAUGUGGACAGCCAUUCCUCUGCUGAUGACCUCACACUCUCUGUCACGUCUCAUUCAUCUGACCUCUUACAGUGUCACCUAAGAGGUGAUGACAAAGACACUUCAGUCAGCUGCUCCGAAGAUGACUCAGAAAGCACCUCGAUCCCCUCCAGUGAUGGCCACAAGGACAUCAUGGUGGGCCCCCAGUAUCAGGCUAUAAUUCCUUCUCUCUGUACACACACUUUUUAUGAAAGAGCCUAUGAAAAUGAGGACCAGUUAUUGUGGACCCCAGAUGUGUUGUCCAGUCUGGCUGUAGAGAAGUUUUUGCUUGAAGUCCAGAGAAAAGGGAGUGACGACGGACCUACAAACACUUUGACCACAGGAGAUAUAAUCAAAGACAAUGACCAGGCUCUAUAUGAACUAGUGAAAUGCAAUUUCAAUGAAGAAGAGGCACUAAGAAGAUAUCGCUUUAAUGUCAAGGUUUCCAAUGAAGAGCUUUGUGGCUGGAGUGAGGAGGAGUGUCGUAACUUUGAAUAUGGUUACCGUGCCUAUGGCAAGAACUUCAACCUCAUACAGGCCAACAAGGUCCGCACGCGCUCAAUCACAGAGUGUGUAGAGUACUACUACAUGUGGAAGAAAUCAGAGCGGCAUGAGUAUUUCACACAGCAGGCCACCAAGCUGGGUCGGAAAAAGUGCAAUCUGCCAUCUGGCAACAUAGAAGAUGCUGGGCCAGAUGGAAAUACUGGUGAUUUGGAAGGUGCCACUCAAGGUUUGCCAAUUAGGACUUCCAUUCAACUCCAACCUCCAUCGCCACCUGCAGUCAUGGAGCUGGAUAAACAAGAGGACAGCCUGAAUUGUGCAGCUCAGUUUCAUGGUCGGCCACGACGGAAACGCACGUCGCGCUUCCUAUUAAAGCCCUGAGCUUCCAGCUCACUGACAGCCUAAAACUGACAGAUACACAGGUAAAA